UCUCAUGCCAAAAGCUGGACGUCGACAGGCGACAGCGCUGCCCGCGCGACCGCACGCGCACGCGGGCUGCCCUCAACCACAUAAAUCGGAAAGCCCCUCGACUCAACAGCCGCGGGGCACCACUAUGAUUGGCCGCAGCACAAAAAAGCCCCCAUCCGCCGAGGACUACGCCCGCCGCGACCCGGGCACCUGGAGCAGCGCAGCGCCGCCGCCCCAAGCGAGAAGGUACGGCGAGUCGCGAAGCGCCUGGGAGGCGCGGCGGCCAAAAGCGGGGACCAACGCCAGCGCAGCAGUAUAUGUCCCUCAUUUCAUGCAAGAGAAUCAGCAGCGCAUUCCGGGCAAGCCCUUUGAAUUACGAGUACAUGUCCGCAUGAAGAACAAGGACUUAGUACAUGUGUUUUCGGAUUUGACCGAGGACCAGACGUUUCUCAGUCUGCGAGAGCUGUGUAGGAAGACCUUUCCCACGUUUGGUCGAAGACUAUCAGCGUUGGAGUGGCACGCGGACGGCCAGCGAGUGUGUCCCUCAUUCUGCGCUGGUAGGAUGGCUUCCUUGCAAGAGUGUGGCCUCGCGGACGCGCGACGGGUCGAAGCGCGCGUGGUCUAUGGCCGGACGAAUGACCGGCCGCCCGACGCGCCGCCUGAUUCCAUUAAUGCGAUUGUUGCCUGCGAUUUGUCGAGGUACGGGCCGCUGGCGCUGGCCGGGUCUACGAAAACCGUGAAGGUGUUCCUCGAGGACAAAGCUACUGGAAGGCGGGUCCGAGAGGCAGUUAGAGAUGCCGCUGCGACGGCGGGGGAUCUAGAUCUCGCGACGGAGGACGGCCUUCCCAUACUCGAUGAUCAGCAACUACGACGCGACGUGGAUGUGGAUGAUCGACUCUUUGCUUAUAGGAGGCAGCGCGUCGCCUGCUGUUUCGGCCAGUUGCCUGGGAGCGCGUCGCCUUUUCGAGCGCCGCCGCCAGCAGUUUGGUCUGAUGUGGAGCAAUUGAUCCGAGACGCGGGCCCGCCGCUCCCGCGAAACUGCGCUUUUUACAAUUGCGAGCCCGUGACGAGCGAUGCCGCUGGUGUGCAGGUGCGUUCAUUGAGACGGUUGGACGCCGAGCCUGACGCAUGUGCGGCCGGUCUGCUGGGGUGCGACCGCGCCUUGGUAGGCGUGGUGGCCGUGCCCUUGCCUACGGCCCGUUCACCACCUCCGGACUCGUCUGAAGUGGGCACGGACGUCGUGUGUCGGUGCGUCGUGCAUCUAGCGAGUGAUGAGGGCGCCUCGUUACAUCUAGAACGCGUCUUCGCGGACGACGGCGCCGACGGCGCGUGGAACGCCGGCGAAGACGUCAGUGACGACGACGAGGCCUGCUCGCGCGAGCAGCACUGCGCCCUGUCACAUCCGGAGCGUUUUACGAGGGACCAGCUCCAAGCUCUGAACUUAACUGUAGAAGUUUCAAGAGAUGUGCCUGGUGAAUGCACGUACGAUGCCGAGACGGGUUCGUUAACCUUCCGACCGUCAAUCAGAUUGGAGGCGAAUACAAAAUACAAGUGCGUCGUGCGCGCCGGCCGCUACGACUACGUCACAUCAAUUGCGGGCGACUGGUGCUUUGUUACCGGAGAAGGGUUACAAGGGGAUAAAGCCUACGGCGGGUUGGUCGAGCGGUUGCGCGGCUCCGAAACCAUGUUCGACGACGAGUCGCGAAGUACCUGGACCCAGAAAGCGCAUGCUAAUGCUGCCCUCAUGAAACCUGUUGUAGUGAAGCCGACUGUCGAAGAAGAGGACGAAAACGAGGGGCCCCUGUCGAAGAACAAGGCGCGGCGCAUGCGCAAGCAGUUGCUACAUCGGGAGGACGAGUUACGGGCACUGAAUGCGGUCCACGCGGCGCAGCAGGCGAUGUUACGGGCGGAGGCGGAUAUUGUCCACAGGAAAUUAGCUCACUACAAGGGCGAGCAGUUGGAGGGCCUCGACGUGAAGACGCUCGGGGUGCUGUUGGCUGAAAUGGACGCCGCGCGGACGCGCGUCGAGGCGGCGCGGCAGCGGAAGUUGCUCACGUCGUGCCCCGACGACUUCGUCUGCCCGAUCACGCAGGAGCUCAUGGUCGACCCGCACGUGUGUGCCGACGGGCAUUCGUACGAGCACCACGCGAUUAGCGCUUGGUUGGAAAGGCACGACACGUCGCCGCAGACGAACCUGCCGUUGGCGCACAAGCACCUCGUGCCGAAUAUUACGUUGCGGAACGCCAUCGGGGCCUUCCGCGAGGCGAACCCGGAGCAGACUUAA
Molecule: messenger RNA, 2263 nt
Organism: Pelagomonas calceolata
Lineage: Eukaryota; Pelagophyceae; Pelagomonadales; Pelagomonadaceae
Source: the annotation of a GenBank genome assembly